CUUCCAUGGUAACCAUAAAACAGACCGUUGGGAAUUCACAGCUUCUGAAGUUUAUGAAGAAAAUAAUCAAACAGAAGUGAACAUUAAAGUCAUGGCGUUACCUUUUCUACCCGGGAACUCACCAAACAGACAGCUGGGGAAGGAACGGUUUCAUAAAUCCCAACAUUGUGACAUUUCCGAUGGACGCAUUCUGGUGGGAUCGGGGAAGUCGGGCAUCGGAGGAGAGCUAUUACCUGGCCAGAAGUUCAAACCAAAGUUUUCUGUCUACCCCAGAGGGCAGAGCAGUGAUGUACCGGCGUGGGUGGCUUUCGACAAACAGGCUCUGAGUUUUGAAGCGUUCUUCCAGGAAGCUGUGCCUGAAUCCCACACUGAGACACACCGCGUCAGGAAGUUUAAAAUCUACUUCUACAUGGAGGAUGACACCAUACAGGUGGUGGAGCCAGAGAUCAAGAACAGUGGCAUUCCUCAAGGGACAUUUAUUCGUCGUCAGCGUGUCUCCCUUCCUCCCCCGGACGAUGACCAGUUCUACAACAUUUUCCAUUUCAACAUCAACCAACAGAUGGUGCUGCACUCACGCACUUUCACCCUGACCAGCUGUGACUCUUUUACAAGAGACUUUCUAACCAGACUGGGAGUUCACCUCAAUGACAGCACCACUGUACCCGAGGACCCGUACAGCAACUUCCGGGAGCAGAUUGAGAAAAGUAGAAACCCUCUCCGGCCGUACGAGAGGCGUGACACACUGAAGCAGUUCCUGGACCAUGACCGCAACGUGCUGCGCUUCUUCUGUCUCUGGGACGACACAGGGAGCGUGUUCGGGGACCCCCGGGAGCUCGUCCUGCACUACUACCUGGCUGACGACACCAUCGAGAUCCGCGAGGUCAUCUCAAAAAUCCCGGGGAGAAACACUGUGCCCAACUUCCUGCGCCGCUGCAAACUACCCAAGCAUGGAGUCUCCCAAAUGAAGCAGCCUGGAGGGGUGGCAGACCGCACGGUGCUCAAUGUGUUCUCCUCCACAAGUCAGGGGUCGCGCUUCAUACUGGACAGCCUCAAAACAGGAUCGAUCCAGGAGGAGUUUUAUAAAGACAGCGAUCUGAUUGUUGGAAAGGAGGUGAACGUGUGGGGCCGCACAGUGCUCAUCACCGACUGUGACAACUUCACCAAAGAAUACUACCGCUCCAAGUUCGGCAUUGAGGACUUCACCCCGGUGCACUACAAAGCUCCCCCAGUCCCGAAGCCCAUCAGGAGGAUGCCCCCUUACAACGGUUUUGGCUCAGAGGAGGACUCCCUGAUGUUCUGCCAGAGCCUGCUCCCCAAACCCCCCCAGAAAGACUUCCGCAAAUUUAUGGAAAAAGACAGAUGUGGCCUUGAAAGUCACGUGCUGAAUUACCGAGCCAAGAUGGUGACCAGCGAUGUGAUCGACAGAGACCGGACGUUCAUCCUCUCCUUCUUCCUCACUGACGACUCCAUCAGUGUGUUCGAGCGCCCCAAGAGGAACUCAGGUGGGUUUGGCGGUAAGUUUCUGGAGCGUGGCCGCGUGAAGAAGCCGGGUCAGGAGCUGUUUAAGAGCGAGAUAUCAGAGUACUUCACGGCACAGGAUCUGUACGUCGGUGCCACGCUCUGCAUCAACAACAGGAACUUCCUGCUCCUGGAAGCUGAUGAAUACACCCUCAAGUACAUGGAGAAACACGCUGAGGAGUUCCCCAAAGCCAACAUUGGAAACAUCAUCAGUAAACUACGAUCAAUCCCAGAGGACCAGCAGAGCGAGAUCAGGAAGUUUCUGACCCUCAGCGACCCCGGCAACACAGGCUUCAUCCCCUACGAGUCAUUCAGGGGCCUGCUGAGCGGUCUGGACUGCGGUCUGUCAGAGCAUGAGAUUCUGGUUCUGGGCCGGAGCUUCUCAGAGCCCGUCGGGCCGCCCGAGGUGGACGUGGGUCUGAUGCUGGCUGCAGCUCAGGACUUCAUCAAGAAGAAGCCCUUUGAUGAUAUCCCCGCCAUGGCCAGAGCGUUCGCACACCAAGACCAACACAAAGUCGGCCGUCUCUCCGACAAAGAGAUGAGGACCAUCUGCAAGGCCUUCCAGCUCCCGCUGCCUGAGAAGCUGCUGGGAGAUCUGCUCAGCAGAUUUUCAGACGGGGACAAGAUCGACUACAACGCCUUCCUGGCCGGCAUCAACUGGGUGGAGUACCCGGCUCCUCCAAUAAAGCCGGAAGACUCUCUCAAAUUUGUCUUCAACUUGACGCCCGCUGUCGAUGAAGCUCCGCUGAAAAACGUCAACUACUCCUCCCUCCUGAAGGACGUCUUCAGCGCUCCGUCCAUCAACGCUGACCCAACGACCUCCAUCUCUUAGACAACAAGAGGGAGGUGAAACAGCUUCACACACACACACUUCUCCAUUAAAGAACCUGAGACAUCGGC
Notolabrus celidotus (New Zealand spotty) is the source of this 2418-nucleotide messenger RNA. RefSeq names its product EF-hand domain (C-terminal) containing 2 (gene efhc2). The coding region runs from base 92 to 2350 and encodes 752 amino acids. The record is from RefSeq and is a predicted model, not a curated record. Lineage: Eukaryota; Metazoa; Chordata; Actinopteri; Labriformes; Labridae. Gene Ontology annotation, biological process: regulation of neuron projection development. The transcript has 15 exons. Gene Ontology annotation, cellular component: microtubule.